Messenger RNA from Camellia sinensis, 598 nucleotides. RefSeq names its product photosystem I subunit K (gene PSAK). Gene Ontology annotation, biological process: photosynthesis. The record is from RefSeq and is a predicted model, not a curated record. Gene Ontology annotation, cellular component: membrane; photosystem I. Lineage: Eukaryota; Viridiplantae; Streptophyta; Magnoliopsida; Ericales; Theaceae.
ACAGAGCUGCCAACAGUUUUAUAAUCCAUUUAAAUCAAAUUAAAGCAAGAACUGUAAAAAUAUCAGCAGAGAGAGAGAGAGAUCUAUCAUUCAUUUUUUUUUUCAAAUUUGAUCAGUGUUUGAAGUUGAGGAGAUGGCAACAGCAGUGAUGACCUCUCUCCCACAGUUCAGUGGGCUAAGACCCAAAUCAUCAUCAUCUGCUUCACCAAUUCAAACCCUGGUAGCAGUUCAACCAAUGAGACGUAGGGGGAAGGGAGCUUUAGGCGCUCGCUGCGAUUUCAUCGGCUCCCCCACAAAUUUGAUAAUGGUGUUUUCAACAAGCUUGAUGCUGUUUGCGGGUCGGUUUGGGUUGGCUCCAUCAGCAAACAGGAAAGCCACAGCAGGGUUGAAGCUUGAGAUAAGGGAGUCUGGCCUUCAAACUGGUGACCCUGCUGGUUUCACCCUUGCAGAUACCUUGGCUUGUGGCUCUUUUGGUCACAUUAUUGGUGUUGGGGUUGUUCUUGGCCUCAAGAACAUUGGUGCUCUUUGAAUAAACAUAUGUUCUAAAAUUUGUUAAUUAAUAUAUAAUAGAACUUUCUUGUUGUUUCAAUUUACAUCA